Papaver somniferum (opium poppy) is the source of this 1158-nucleotide messenger RNA. Its product is annotated as putative F-box protein At3g52320. The transcript has a single exon. The coding region runs from base 1 to 1158 and encodes 385 amino acids. Gene Ontology annotation, molecular function: protein binding. Lineage: Eukaryota; Viridiplantae; Streptophyta; Magnoliopsida; Ranunculales; Papaveraceae. The record is from RefSeq and is a predicted model, not a curated record.
AUGAUAUCUACAUUGAAUUCCAGCACAGAAGAUUUUGUUGAUUUACCAACAGAUGUCUUCCAUGACAUCUUUCUUCGUCUUCCAUACAAAUAUGUAUACAAAUUCAGGUGCGUUUCGAAGGUAUGGCUUACACUUCUCUCUGAUGCUUCACUCGUGAAAAAGGUAUUCAAGACCACUACUAGUAUUUUGAAUCAAUCACCUGCGUCUCAUAUCCAAUUAUUUCAAGCUUCAACCUCUCAAAAACUUCAUCAUGAGAGUCAUAAUGAAUUUUGUUUCAAUCUUCUCAAAGAUUCAUCCAUAUGGCGCCUACGCCUUUUAGCUUCAUGCAAUAAUGGUUUAGUUCUGUAUUCAACACGUCGUUGGAGGUGUUACUACGUAUUUAAUCCGCUAACAAAACAACGAGUCUCACUUCCUCGUCGCCCUAAGCAGGAUAUGGGAAACGUUGGAUAUACUAGACUAGUAUCAGAAUACUCGGUCAAUAAUCUUACAUGUAACUAUAAGGUGAUUUUCAUUCCAGUUUUUGUCAGUGAUGCUGGUUAUUUCAGCUUUCAGAUCUUCUCUUCCCAAACGGGUGCGUGGAAUAUACAUAAUAUUCAAGGUAGUAAAGGUAUAUUUACUUGUUAUAGUGAUAUGAUUAUCCGCAGUGGAGUCUUGUAUUGGACUGAUGAAGACGGUGGGAGCAACCAGCAUAUCAUCAGAGCUUAUAAUCUCAAGACUUUUCAAUGCGAAAGGAUCGAAUUGCCGACUAAUUGGCCUAUAUAUAAGAAGCUUGAUGGGUUUUUUGGUAAGUCAGAAGGUUCCAUCUAUUAUGGCCACAUUGAUCAGACAAGAGAUAUGCCGGAUUUUCUCAGUGUUUGGGUACUUGAGGAGGACCACACCAAUGGAGGAUGGGUUUGGCAACUGGUGCACCAUAAUAUUGAACUGGAGGGUCACGUAUCAUCGGAAAAAGUUGGUGGCAUGCUCAAAUAUUUCAAUCCGGUGGACCGAAAUGUUGUGAUUUUCGCAAGUGAUAGCUUUUGUUUGGCCUAUAACAUUGGAACUGGAACAUUUGAAGUUCUCCGUAGUUCUUCUGUUCCUCCAUUUAAAACCAAUAUAACUAUUUCUUCAUCGCCGCUUCCGAUAACACCAAAAUCCACACUGAUUCCUUCAUUACCUUGA